This is a messenger RNA of Aspergillus candidus, 1734 nucleotides long. Its product is annotated as glycoside hydrolase family 16 protein. Bases 181 to 1293 code for a protein of 370 amino acids. NCBI's taxonomy places the organism in Eukaryota, Fungi, Ascomycota, Eurotiomycetes, Eurotiales, Aspergillaceae. Gene Ontology annotation, biological process: fungal-type cell wall organization; carbohydrate metabolic process. Gene Ontology annotation, molecular function: glycosyltransferase activity; hydrolase activity, hydrolyzing O-glycosyl compounds. Gene Ontology annotation, cellular component: fungal-type cell wall. The record is from RefSeq and is a predicted model, not a curated record. The transcript is spliced from 4 exons.
UGAUUUAGAACCGUCCUUCUUCUACAUAUCUUCUGGUCUCGUCUGCACAUCCAACUCCCCGCUUGAUCUACAUUAGUUCUGCUCGGAAAAUAUCUCCACGGUCAAACAAUAAUAAAUAAGAGACAAAAGAAAGAGAAAAAUAAAGAGAAAGAGAAAGAGAAAGAGGAAGAGAAACCGGCCAUGAAGCUCUCCCUCGCUGGGACGGCCCUGGCCCUCCUCUCCACCAUCAACGCUCAGACCUUCUCCGACUGCAACCCUUUAUCAGAUUCAUGUCCUCCCGUCCCCGCGUUGGCCAAGUCCGCCACCUUUGACUUCACCGAGGGUCAUCAAUCCGGUUUCAAAGAGGUCGGGAAACCCUCUUUUGACGACGAUGGCAUCGGUUUCUCCGUCGCCGAUCAAGGCGAUGCCCCCCUAAUCCAGUCCGGUUGGUACAUCAUGUUUGGUCACGUCGAGUUCGUCAUCAAGGCUGCCCCCGGAACGGGCAUCGUCAGCAGUGCCGUCCUACAGUCCGACGACCUCGAUGAGAUUGACUGGGAGUGGCUGGGUGGGAACAAUGCCCUCGUCCAGAGUAACUACUUCGGCAAGGGAAACACCGACACCUUCAACCGCGGGGCCACGCACGACAACCCGGGCAACCAUGAUGACUUCCACACCUACACCAUCGACUGGACCGAUUCCCAGAUCGUCUGGCAGAUUGACGGCAAGACCGUCCGCGUCGUCACCCCAGAGACCGCCGCCGAGGAUCAGUAUCCCCAGACCCCCAUGACCGUCAAGGUCGGCGUCUGGGCGGGAGGAGAUCCUGACAACCCGCAGGGCACCAUUGACUGGGCUGGAGGCUCGACUGAUUAUGGGGCCGGCCCAUACACCAUGUACCUGAAGUCCCUCAAAGUCACAGACUACUCCACCGGCUCGACCUACGCGUAUGGGGACCAGAGUGGAUCGUGGAAGUCCAUCAAGGCCGAGGGCGGUCGGGUCAAUGGUAACAGUGGUGCUGCGUCCUUUUCCAGUGUCGAGUCUGCCCCUACCGUGACAGCAACGGUUGACAGUGCCCCUCUUCCCUUCAGUGGUACGCACCGGGAGACGACGAGCUUUGUAACGCCGAACAUCUGGCCCUGGGUGGCCACGGCGACGCGGCCGUCGUCUGAGGGCACGUUGCCGCCGCUGCCCAAUGGCUGGACGUAUUCGGGAUCGGGGCUAGUCCAGCCGCCUGGAGCGGCCUCUGUGAUUUAUCUCCCCAUCUACAUUACUUUCAUCGCCUUCUGUGCCGGUCUCAGCAUUCCUUUCCUGUACUGAGGGGGAUUCCCACUGCAGUUCUACCAUCUCGAAUUCUCCUCUCGGUCCGUCGACCAGCACCACGACCGCUUCUUCUUCUUCUUCUUCUUCUUCUUCUUCUUCUGUUGUUACUACUAGAACUACUACCACACCGGACGGAACCCCCACCCAGUCUGACGGUCCGCAUGCGACGAGCGUAUCUCACCCGACGGACGAUUCUCCUUCUCCUACGGAUUCUUCGCAUAUCGCCCCCAGUGUGGAUGGUGGCAGUGUGCUACGCCCUCCAAUGGCACUGGCCCUGUGCAUGCUGUUGUGGGGCGUUGGUGUGUGGUGAGCGGGUCGGAUAUGGCGACAGACCGGAUGAGAUACGAGAGCAUGACGAGAUGACAUUAUUGUACAUUAAUAGAUAGCGUUCUGAUUAUGGGGGACGAGUUAUGAAUUCACGAGUAUUGCAUUGGUACA